This is a messenger RNA of Clunio marinus, 3881 nucleotides long. Lineage: Eukaryota; Metazoa; Arthropoda; Insecta; Diptera; Chironomidae. The record is from the annotation of a GenBank genome assembly.
GCUGAAGAAAAAAAAGUGUUCGGCGACUCCGUGGGGGAAAAAUUUCGCAGUUGAGUUUUGCAUGUGAAAAGCGUCAUCAGCAGUGAAUUUCAUUGAAACUUUCAAGUGAUUUGUGAUUUUGUAUGUGAAGAAUUUUUAUCAACUGAAUUAUUUAAGAUGGAGAAUAAGAAACCAAGUAAUUUUUUAUAAAAGACAAAUUCAAGUUGACAAUUCGGUUGGUUUUCUGUAUUGGACGUGUGAGAAAAAUGUUUCUACCAGUUAAACCAAACACCGCUGACGAUGGUGUUCAGCAUAAUUCAACUCAAACUCCAAGUGACAUGACACCACCGAUCCCAAACGGUGAUGAAUUCCUACCUCAAGCACAUCAUCAAAACCCCGGACAUUGCAUUGCUUCAUUUUCUACCAUAAAUCGAAUGAGACUUAAUACACAAUUGUGCGAUGUUAAGUUAGCUGUGGGAGGUGAAAUCAUCAAUGCUCAUAAAGUAAUUUUAGCUGCUGCAUCGCCUUAUUUCUACGCCAUGUUUAAUGACGAUAUGCUUGAACGUAAUAAAGAUGUUGUUGAACUACACGACAUUGACGCGCCCUCAUUGAAGCAAUUAAUUGAUUUUGCUUAUACUGGAGAGAUUAUUAUCACUGAAGAGAACGUGCAAGUGCUUUUGCCAGCAUCGAGUCUACUUCAAAUACAAUCAGUGCGGGAAGCAUGUUGUAAAUUUCUAUUACGUCAGCUUCAUCCAUCUAAUGUUCUUGGCAUCAGAAGCUUUGCAGAUGCCCAUAGCUGCAGAGAAUUACAUUCAAAAAGCCAUCGUUUUGCUCUUCAGAAUUUUCAACAAGUCAUUUCAACCGAGGAAUUCCUUCUAUUAGGAUUUAAUGAGGUACAAGAUUUGAUAUCAAACACGCAACUCAACAUAAGCAGUGAAGAGAAAGUGUUUACAGCUGUAUUAAAUUGGAUAAAGCAUGAUUUGGUCGAACGCAAAAAGCACAUUGCCGAGUUGAUAUCAAAUGUACGUUUGCCGCUGUUGAAUCGCGAAUUUUUAAUGGAAAAUGUCGAGACAGAGCCACUUGUAAGAGAGGAUCAACAUUGCAAAGAGCUUUUACUUGAAGCAAUGAAAUAUCACCUGUUGCCUGAACAGAGAAGUUCACUCGUGUCUCAGCGUACUUUAGAACGAAAACCAGAAGGAAUGAAGCCCUACGUUUUCGCUGUUGGUGGUGGAAGUUUAUUUGCGAUACAUAACGAAUGCGAAGUUUACAAUCCGAAAACGAAUAACUGGGCGGCUAUAGCGCCCAUGAUUUCCCGUCGUUCGCGUGCUGGUGUUGCAAGUUUGAGAAAAAUGCUUUGGGUCUGUGGAGGCUACGAUGGAGAAAAUGAUUUAGCUACAGCUGAAUGCUAUAAUCCAUUGACAAAUGAAUGGCGACCAAUCACGCCAAUGGGAACAAAACGAAGCUGUCUUGGAACAUGUGCAUUCGACGGUCUUCUCUAUGUUUGUGGUGGCUAUGAUGGGGCAAGCUGUUUGUCAUCAGUUGAACGAUUUGAUCCAUUGACUGGCAUUUGGUCAAGUUGUCCGGCAAUGAGCACAAGAAGACGAUAUUGUCGCGUAGCCGUUCUGGAUAAUUGUAUUUAUGCUCUGGGUGGUUUUGAUUCAAGUAAUUAUCAAUCAUCAGUUGAACGAUUUGAUCCACGAAUUGGAAGUUGGAUGGCGAUGCCUUGUAUGACUUCAAGGCGCAGCAGCUGUGGAGUUGCAGCUUUGGAAUAUUUAUAUUGCAUUGGAGGAAGUGAUGGUACAAUGUGCAUGAGUUCCGGGGAACGUUUCAAUCUUAGAACAAACUCAUGGGAGCCAAUCAACUCAAUGAACUCUCGACGUUCAACUCAUGAAGUUGUUGAAGCUGGUGGAUUACUAUACGCUCUUGGAGGAAAUGAUGGAUCGAGUUCUUUAAAUUCUGUUGAAAGAUUCGAACCUCUUCUUAAUAAAUGGACGAUUGUAACAAGCAUGUUUACUAGAAGGUCAUCUGUUGGUGCUUCAGUACUGGAAUGUUUCAACUUAGAGCGUGAACUUUUACAAACAUCAAUAUGACCGCAAAUGUCAACAUCGUUGUCGAUUGAAAAAGAUCAUGUCUCUUCGGGAUGUAGUAAUGCUUAAACUUUUCACCCAAGACAGAAAAAAAGUUCUAUAAAAUAAAUCGCAGCAUUACUUUCGAGUUUCUUUUUUACUCAAGAAUCCCAAAGCAUAAAAUAACUAGUAAUAAUCUCAAGUAUUAUAAACAAUCACGACGCCUUGUGUAAACGAUGUCAGGCAAUGAAAAAUUAAGUUAAAAUUUCUUGCUUACCGAAGGGACAACCUGGAGACAACCAAGUUAAUGGACAACACGAAGAAAAUUUGAAAAAUUAAUUGUGAAAAGUUGAAUUUAAUGUUCGCAGUAGCAGUAGACGAGAAUGAUGUUAAUGCAGUUCAGUAGCUUAGUUUUUUUCUCGCUCAUUACAAUUUGUUAAUUGAAUUUUAUCUUUCAUCUCUUUUUUUGGCAUUUAUCUUUUAAUUCAAUUAAGAGAUGCACAAAACUUGUUUCUCACUUCUCUUUUAAAAACUCCAGUUGAUUAAAAUUUUAACACGGAUUUAGUUAAUUAGCAUGUAGGCGCUUAGAACACCUAGAACAGCGUACAAAUUCCUUUUAAUUAAAAAAAAAGGUUCAUGACGUGAUUGCCUUUGUCACUCCAUUCUACAUCUUAUUAGUCUUGAAUCUUAAUGAACUUGGACAAUUGGUCAAUAGUUUUUAUGUGAAGAAAUUUAUUUUCUAAAUGCUUUGAUUGCAAAUUGCAAGCACUCUUCAAUUAUUUAGAAAUAAAUGACCAAAGAAUUUUUUAAAAAAGAAAUAGCAAAUGCAUGCAACUAAAGGACCACGCUUUUAACUUUGAGUUGAAGAGAAAAAAAAUUCAUGUGUGUUUGAAAUUGAAAUUUAAAAUUAAAUUUAAGACUGGUGGUUGGCAGCAGCGGUCGAUAAAGACUGUGAUAACAUGGUUUGAAUGGAGAAGGAAAAGAAGAAAAUGAUGGAGACUUGUGCAGUUGUCAAUGUACCUUAAACUUAACAAAAUAUUAUAUAAAAUAUGAUGAUACAAUCAUUUUGUUGCACUGUGUCAUGAAUAAAUUUCACAUUCCUGGUUUAGUUGUUGUGGUUGUUGUUGUUGCUGUUGAAAAGUACGCUGAAAGACGAAAUCACGAAGAGAAUUUUAAGUGAUUUUCCAUAAUAACAUGUUUUUGAUUACAUGGAAAAGCUUAAACAAAAUUUCCUUUCUUUAAUAAACUUGUCGAUGCUGAUGCUUCGAGUUAACACGUUUUAUGUAAAAUACUUCGUGGCUUCGCGCUUAAGCCGUUUAGUGCAGCAAACAGCAGACAUGUUGGGAAGAGGAGGAAGUAGAGAAGCGUCGUAAUCAUAUUUUAAUCAGGAAUUGCUUAAAAUUCAUAAAUGUUUGCCAUUACGAGGAAUUAAAUUACAAAAGUUCAAUUCAUAACAGAAUAAAAACAUUAAGAAAAUAUAAAGAUAAUCAAAUCCAACUGCCACUGCCAUGUAAGGAUUUUUCAACUCAGUACACGUUUAAGACAUUUACAAGAAACUUUAAUGAAAAUAUAUUCGCUCUCUCGAUCUCUUUCCUAACUUUAUAUCGAAUUAAUACAAGAAAAAGAAGAAAAUAAACAAUAUUAAAUGUGAAACAAGCAUUAAAUCUCAUAAGCGAACAAAUUAUUCGUCUAAUAAAAUACAUUCCAUAGGAAAUUUUAUUUUGUUGAUCUUUCGCAAUUUGAAACCAAUCAUCCUUUUCUUUUCAGUUAGGAAAAACCACUUUAACUGCUUUAUCAAUGGCUUUAAGUGAAGAAGUUCCGUUUGAUCCCUCACCU